Molecule: messenger RNA, 5154 nt
Organism: Colletotrichum scovillei
Lineage: Eukaryota; Fungi; Ascomycota; Sordariomycetes; Glomerellales; Glomerellaceae
Product: DNA polymerase family B
Exons: 2
Coding region: 1-5151 (1716 amino acids)
Biological process (GO): error-prone translesion synthesis; double-strand break repair via homologous recombination
Cellular component (GO): nucleus; zeta DNA polymerase complex
Molecular function (GO): nucleotide binding; DNA binding; DNA-directed DNA polymerase activity
Source: RefSeq, a predicted model, not a curated record
AUGGACCUUUUCCGCGUUCGGUUGAACUGCAUAGACCACUACCAGGCGACGCCGACGCAUUAUGAUCCCCAAUUACGGAAUGAUGUCGGCCCUGCACAGGCGAAGAAAGGCCCCAAGGUUCCGGUCGUGAGGGUUUUUGGGUCGACAGAAACGGGGCAGAAAGUCUGCGCUCACAUACACGGCGCUUUCCCAUACGUCUACGUCGAGUAUCGUGGCAGCUUAGAGCCCGAGGAUGUGGGCGCGUACAUCUAUCGACUUCAUCUCUCCAUUGAUCAUGCCUUGGCUGUCAGCUACCGACGUGAUCAAUUCGGAGAAAAUGCAAAGUUCGUCGCCCGCAUCACCCUUGUCAAAGGGGUGCCAUUCUAUGGUUUCCACGUUGGAUACCGCUUCUUCCUGAAGAUCUACAUGUUCAAUCCCAUCGUCAUGACAAGGUUAUCCGAUCUGCUCCAACAGGGCGUCAUUCUUAAGCAGAAGUUCCAACCCUACGAAGCCCACCUCCAGUACUUACUACAGUUCAUGACCGACUAUAACCUGUACGGGUGUGGCUACUUGGAUGUGUCCGAUGUAUACUUCAGAGGCCCUAUCCCUUCAUUUGAUCAAGAGGGGAACUCUCAACACCUUUGGCAUGACCGGACGAUUCCUAAGACUCGAGUCCUCGAUGAUCUGACUCUGCCGAGGGUCAGCCACUGCUCUAUCGAGGUAGACAUUUGCGUUCAACACAUUACCAAUCGGCGAUUGGUGAAGGAGCGUCAGCUACAUCACGACUUUGUUGAGCGCGUUAAACCUCUCCCAGCAGAUAUCAAGCUUGUUUACAGCAUGGCUGGUCUAUGGAAAGACGAGACGCGUCGCCGCAAAAUGAAAAUGCCCAAUGCGGACCCAGGAAGCAGCCCUUUUCCUGCAGAAGUUUUGGUCUCAAUGUCUGCGAAUAAACGCGACUCGCAACCGCAAGGAUGGAUCCAUGAGGAAGAGUACAAAGAAGAAGUCGCAAAACUCAUUGAAACCGAAAAGGGGUUGGAAGACUCCGCGCCGCCGAGCUUUGAGAAUUUUGUGGAGCGUUCGCCGCUUGAGGCUGCCGUCAAGACCGCACUCCAGUCAGUAGAAGAUUUGUAUCCCGCCAACCUGCUACCGGCUCUAGGACUGCCGUCGAACCAUGCUCCCGCAAACAAGAAUCCAGCCAGCAGCAUCGAAGUUGACGAACAGGGCGUACUCGAUCUCGGUGUUGACAACUAUGACCCUUAUCCAGCCGACUCUGACGAAGAGGCUCUCAUUCAGAUGGGCGAGCCGAAGGCAAGACAGGAUGACCAAAUCAAUAGCACCGGUAUCAAGGGAAAGCCAUUAGUCGCUAGUGGUACUGGUUCCAGAAGCCAACCCGUUGCUGGCGAUCCGACAGUCAGGAAGACCGUCAACGGACUGGGAUCUAUAUACGAAGGCGUCUGUGCCAGCAGGUUGAAGACUGGGAACCCACCAACGGUACCGGUUUGGGACGAUCUGCUCGACAUGGCCGAGGAGGAAGGGCUUGUGUCAAAACUGAGCGAUCCAUCAAGCCUAGGUCAUCGCCGUACAGAAUCUGUCAAGCGAUCGAUAUCACCGCAUGCGAUAGCGUCUUCUACCAAACGUUCGAGAACCGAGCCUCCGGUGGCUCCGGCGUCCGAUGCAGUAGUGCCCAAACCGUCGCUCAAAGGCAUCCUAAGUAAUAGCACAGCUUCUGAGAAGCAUCAGGUCACGAUGUUGCCGCCAAACUCCCAAGACAAGCCACGGUCCUCUCAAAAUGCAGGCUCGAAAUCUGCGGCCAAUCAGUUAUUGGGUUUUCCAGUAGUCAAAAGCCAGGAGGACCCGGGCACGAAACUUCGAUUGAGCCAGAUGAACCCGCCUCGGGCCUCGCAACAAGCUGAAAAGGAUUCUCCAAAACAUGUUUCCUUCAAUGUAGCAUCGGAGGAGACACGUAGCAAGCCCAGCCCGGUCACUCCAGCAAAGAAGGUUCGAAUUGCCACUCCUACAACGGAUUCACUUGGGACCGAAGCAGGAACAGAAACAAUUCUUCAUCGGAUACAGACAGCGAUCGGAUCCUUUUCCGCAAAACGCCAGUGUGUGAUUGGCGUCCUGCCUCCCGCUCCAAAACUUAUCAUGUCGACAAUGAAGGACCUGCAGAUUCCCGAUAUGAUUUACCAAGAUGCCUACUACAGCGAGGAGAAGGAUGUCCCGGCUCGUCCCAGGGAGUAUGCCGGUCGGGAAUUUCGGCUCGAGAGUAAUACUCUACCGUAUCUGGCGGAGUUUGAUCCAACUGGGACAUCUGCUGCCAGCAUGGGCAUCAAAUCAGACACAUCCAUUGACAAGGCCAAGAACGACGUGCGUUAUGACGCCCAAGCAAGCUUGUGUUCAUAUCGAAGCUGGGAGAUAGCUCAACCGCCUCCAAGCGCCAAAGAAGUUCAAGAUUGGUGGAACAAGAAGCAUCCCCUGCAGAAAGCGCAAAAGAACGUUACUGCAAAGAUCACGGGCACCCCUCAAGCUACGAGGCGCGACCUCUCCCAGAUUGAUGGACCUACCCCGAAAAACAAGCAUGGCUUCAAAUACUCGCCCAAGAAAAAGUCGACCAGUGUCAAGCAUGAAGCGCAAUACAUGAGUACUAUGGCCCUCGAGGUUCACGUCAACACACGGGGCAAGUUUGUUCCUAAUCCUGACGAGGAUGAGGUUCAGUGCAUAUUCUGGUCUAUCAAAGCAGAUGGCACCGCCAGCAGUAGUCAGGAAGCUUCAGGGGGAAUCAUUGCUGGUGUCGUUGUCCUAUCGCCAGAUGGUUCCCUCGCCCAGAGGAUGCGGCGCUAUGUUUCUGCAGAGGUUAUCGAGGAAUCUUCCGAGCUCGAUGUCAUGGUUCGCAUGGUGCAAAUUGUCAGAGACCACGACCCUGAUAUCCUUACAGGCUAUGAGGUUCAUGGCAGCUCAUGGGGCUAUCUCAUCGAACGCGCCAGAGUAAAGUACGACUACGAUCUGUGCGACGAGUUCUCACGUAUGAAGAGUAACUCUCACGGCCGUAUCGGAAAGGAGAAUGAUCGGUGGGGCUUCAACACAACGUCGACGAUCCGCGUGACUGGCAGACACAUGAUCAACAUUUGGCGAGCCAUGAGAGGAGAAUUGAACCUGCUUCAAUAUACGAUGGAGAAUGUCGUCUGGCACGUUCUGCACCGCCGCAUACCUCACUACUCCUGGAGAACCCUGACACAAUGGUACAACAGCAGUAGGCAGAGGGACCUCGACAAACUGACGCGCUACUACCUCACACGAACGAGGAUCGAUAUUCAGAUAUUGGAGUCAAACGAGCUCAUACCGAGAACAAGUGAGCAAGCUAGACUGUUGGGAGUGGACUUCUUCUCGGUCUUUUCCCGCGGUUCUCAAUUCAAGGUCGAGUCCAUUAUGUUCAGAAUUGCAAAACCCGAGAACUUCAUGCUAGUUUCCCCCAGUCGGAAGCAAGUUGGCGGCCAAAACGCAUUGGAAUGCCUCCCGCUGGUGAUGGAACCCCAAAGCGACUUUUACAACAGCCCGCUGUUGGUACUUGACUUCCAGAGUCUGUACCCCAGUGUCAUGAUUGCCUAUAAUCUGUGCUACUCGACAUUCCUAGGCAGGAUUGUCAAUUGGCGGGGGAUGAACAAGAUGGGCUUCACCGAGUAUCAGAGGCACAAGAGGCUGUUGGAGCUCCUAAAGGAUCACAUCAACAUCACGCCCAACGGAAUGAUGUACGUCCGGCCUGAGAUUCGGAAAUCUCUCCUCGCAAAGAUGCUUGGCGAGAUCUUGGAGACCCGAGUCAUGGUCAAGAGCGGGAUGAAGCAAGACAAGGACGACAAAACGCUGCAGGCGCUGCUGAAUAAUAGGCAGCUGGCGCUGAAGCUUUUGGCCAACGUUACCUACGGAUACACAUCGGCAUCUUUCUCUGGUCGUAUGCCUUGCUCAGAGAUUGCCGACAGUAUCGUUCAAACAGGCCGCGAGACGCUCGAGCGAGCUAUCGCGUUUAUUCACUCACAGGAGCAAUGGGGAGCGGAAGUCGUCUACGGCGACACGGACAGUCUGUUCGUGUAUCUCAAGGGUCGAACCAAGGAUCAGGCGUUCGACAUUGGCAACGAAAUUGCCAAAGCCAUCACCGAUAUGAACCCCAGACCGGUCAAGCUCAAGUUUGAAAAGGUCUAUCACCCGUGUGUUCUCCUAGCGAAGAAGCGCUACGUGGGUUACAAGUACGAGAGCAAGGAUCAGGUCACGCCUGAGUUCGACGCCAAAGGCAUCGAGACGGUGAGGCGUGACGGGACGCCGGCGGAGCAAAAGAUUGAAGAGAAAGCCCUCAAGCUCCUUUUCGAGACGGCGAACCUCAGCGAGGUCAAGGCCUACUUCCAGAAGCAGUGCGAAAAGAUCAUGCGCGGGUCCGUCUCGGUGCAAGACUUUUGCUACGCGAGGGAGGUGAAGCUCGGCACAUACAGCGACAAGGGCCCGCCGCCACCGGGUGCGCUCAUCAGCACCAAGAAGAUGCUCGAAGACGCGCGCGCCGAGCCGCAGUACGGAGAACGGGUGCCGUACGUCGUUAUCACGGGUGCUCCCGGGGCGCGUCUGAUCGACCGGUGCGUAGCGCCCGAAGACCUGCUCAACGACUCGCACUCGCAGCUGGACGCGGAGUACUACAUUUCCAAGAACCUGAUCCCGCCGCUGGAGAGGAUCUUUAACCUGGUUGGCGCCAAUGUCCGGCAGUGGUACGACGAGAUGCCCAAAGUGCAGCGAAUCCGGCGUGUAGAUCAGACACUUGGAGCGGCCGGGGGCCUCGGCAGCAAGAAGACGCUGGAGUCGUACCUCAAGUCGGCAUCGUGUAUCUCAUGUAAUAUCAAGAUGCAUGUGGAGGGCGUACUAUGUGGGAGGUGCCAGCAAGACGCGCCGAGUUCGCUAUUCAACCUACAGACGCGACUCAAGGACGAGGAGAGGAAGUACAUGGACGUGUUGAAGGUUUGUCGAAGCUGCUCAGCGCUACCGGCGGCGGAUGAGGUGCCGUGCGACAGCAAGGACUGUCCCGUGUUUUACUCGCGGGUCAAGCAGAGCGCGCGACUAAAGACAGAGAAGAGCGCGCUGGAGCCUGUCAUUCGGGAGCUGGUUGCGAAGGCUGGGAGGGCCGCGUUGGAGUGGUGAUUU